AACAACAUCUAGCUCUCAGCUUCUUUGCCUGAAGAAGAUCCACUGAUAGUGGAACGAAACGUAGCAGUACUUUUAAUUGGUUUUAAUUCAAAAAUUUUGCAAUCAAUGUUCUCUGUGUUUUAUCAAGUUCUCCAAGUAUUAAAUUUUCAUCGUCAGAAGUAUUGCUAGCCUUUUCUUAUAUUUAUGUAUUUGAGGAAAAGCAUAAAUGUUCGUAUAAUUAACACAGCAUAGCUUUAUAGAUAACAAUAUCAGCGUAGAAAUGAUGCAGAUACUCCCAUCAAGUUGUGGAACUAAACACACGCACUCCAUCGAAGACAUCUUGGGUCUAGCGGGAUCAAAUGAUACAUCUGAGGACCAAAAGACACUUGUGAGUAAGAUGUCAGAACAUUCCAAACAAAACCUGGAUUUGGCUGAUAAAGAAAAGCACAAUAAUCAUCAUCGGAGGAAAGAUAAUUCCGACGAAGUCGAGUUUGACUCCAACAUUCACGCAGAGUACAACGACAGCAAUGCAGGCAAGGAAAAAAAGAAAAAGUACCGACGGAAUCGUACAAUAUUUUCAACGUUUCAACUUUGCGAACUUGAGAGAUCCUUCAUGAAGUCUCACUACCUAGAUGCAUACAUGCGGGAAGAAUUAGCAGCAAGACUUUGUCUUCCAAAGCUCAGAGUUCAGUUAUCGCACAAAAACAUACCAUCAGAGACAGACCUUAAGCAAAACGUGGAAAGUGAAGAUGAUGUUGGGCGACAAGAUCCUAUGCUCGUUCGACCUCAACAGGGACUGCGGUGUAUGCGGCAAGCCUUCCGUGCUCUGGUGGAGGAUCCUGAGAGAGGACUGUAA
Anneissia japonica is the source of this 835-nucleotide messenger RNA. Its product is annotated as retinal homeobox protein Rx3-like. The record is from RefSeq and is a predicted model, not a curated record. Gene Ontology annotation, molecular function: RNA polymerase II transcription regulatory region sequence-specific DNA binding; DNA-binding transcription factor activity, RNA polymerase II-specific. Lineage: Eukaryota; Metazoa; Echinodermata; Crinoidea; Comatulida; Comatulidae. Bases 260 to 835 code for a protein of 191 amino acids. Gene Ontology annotation, biological process: regulation of transcription by RNA polymerase II. The transcript has 3 exons.